AUGUAUCAAUCACAUUGUUUAUUAUUAAUAAUUUUACUAAUAAUUUAUACUGUGAAUAUUCUUCAAGGAUGUAUGAAAUCAUCAAUGUUUUAUCGUACACCAAUACGUACACGUUCUCAUGUAUUUGUACCAGGUGAAUAUCAACCAAAACAAUUAGAAAGUAAUUUAGAAGCUAGUGGACCAUUAGAUACAAGAGAUUUUCAUAAUCAAUUCCCAAAUAAACGUUUAGUACGUGUUGAUUCACCAUAUAUUAUAUUUGAUUCUGAAGAAGCUAGAUGGAUGACAAAAGGUUGUCGAGAUCGAUUGAUCAAAUUAUCAACACAGAUACAUAAUACAUGGGCUAAACAAGAUGUUAUUUUACGAGUGAUACGUUCUUGGGUUAAACCGCCACCAAAUUACAAACCUCUUCCACAAGAUGAUAAUGUAGAAGAUAAUCAUGAAGACUCACCAUUACUUUAUGAGAAAAACUCUAAACUGGAAAAAGUUUCAAAUGGUCGUAAUCCAGUAUUUGUGGGUAAUUCACCAACAGUUUUUUCUGGUCAAAGAGCAUUACCAUUUGUACCAGUUAAAUCAAGACAAUUUCUUGAUGCACCAGUUAUAGAUAUGACACCAGAAAUGAUGGAUGUUGGAACACAAUCGAAAAAUUUAAAAUUUAAUCAAUUUAUUCCAUCAUCAAAAAGUAUUUCAACACAAACUAAUCGUUGGCCUUCAACAAAAAAUAAUCCAAAUUAUAUCACACAUCUUUCUUCUUUACCAAGAUCAUCUUUUUCAUCAUAUCCAACACAAAAUCCUCAUUCACAUCAAUCAUUGUCGUCACCAACAUCAUCAUCAUCAUCAUCAUCAUCAUCAUCAUCAUCAUCAGCAUCAACAUCAUCUGGAUAUUUUUUCAAUCCAAACAAAGUUUCAUCAUCAUUACUAGAUUCUUCAUAUGAUACGAUGAUUCGAUUGCCAAGACAUGUUUUACUUAAACAAUCAAAUAUGACAAUUUAUCGUUUAAAUCAAACAAUGAAUGAAAUUCAUUCAUCUAAUCGAAGUGAUAAAGUAUUACAUAAAUUAGUUGAACGUUCAAUUAAUACAAUCUAUACAUCCAAUAAUGAUCGGAAACAUCGUAAUUAUGAUUAUCAUUCUAAUCAAAAUCAUUUAAUCACUAAUAAUAAUAAUAAUAAAUUAAAUGAAUUACGUAUGGAAGAAUUUCAUUAUGCUGGUAGAGCUGUAGAUAUGGAAUUAAUUACACGACAAUAUGGUAGACCACAUAAUUCAGAUUUACAUUUAGGUGUAUUAGCACAAAUAGCAUAUUAUGUAGCACAUUUUGAUUGGUGUUUUUUUAAUCGUGCUGGUCAUGUACAUUGUUCUGUUAAACCUGAUUCUAUUGUUACAUCUCAAUGGUUUGGUUGUUUUCCUAGUGAAUCAAAAGUAUAUAAAUCAAAUGGUCAAUUAAUAUCAAUGAAAGAUUUAAAAAUUGGUGAUUAUAUUAUAACACAAAAUCCAAUAAAUGGUCAUAUAACAAAUACAUUAGUUUUUGGUUUCCUUGAUUAUGAUCAACAUGCAUGGAGUCCAUUAAUAGAAAUUAAAUAUCAAAUUCAUUCAAAUUUAAUACGACAACAACAACGAGAACAAGACCACCACCACCACCACCACCACCAACAACAACAACAACAAGAACAACAACAAAAUAGUAUUUAUUUAACUGAAGAUCAUUUAAUUUUUAUAUAUGAUAAUACUACUAUGGUAAAUAGUAAUAAUAAUACCAUAAUGAUGAAUAAGAAAGCUGUAUUUGCAUCGACUGUUAAAAAAGGUCAAAUCAUUUUUGUUUAUCAUCAUCAUCCUCAUCAUCUUCAUCAUUCAAAUGAAUUAAUCCAAGCAGAAAUUAUAUCAGUUGAAUUAAGAAAUUCUUUAUUGAUUAAUCAUACACAAUAUGAAAAUCGAUAUAAAAUUGGUCUGUAUGCACCAAUUACUGAUACUGGUACAAUGAUUGUAGAUAAUGUUUUAGUAUCAUGUUUUGCUUAUAUAUCUAAUCAUCAAUUAGCAUCAUUUAUUAUAUCACCAUGGAAAUUAAUUUAUCAAUUAUUAUUCUAUAUAAAUAGAUUUAUUAAAUUAUUUCAAUAUAAUGAAUAUAAUGAUGAAAUAGAUUCAAUCAAUUCAAAUGGUAUACCAUGGUUUAUUCAAUGGAUUUAUAAAUUCAUGUAUGAAAUUUUACCUGAUUCACAGUUUUAUAAAAGUACAUCUUUGAUUUAAAUAUUAACCAAAUAGCAUUUAUAUAUGAAAUAUAUAACAAUGUAUCACAACGUAAAUCUAUCUAUCUAACCUAAUCUAUCUAUCUAACCUAAUCUAUCUAUCUAACCUAACCUAACCUAACCUAAUCUAUCUAUCUA
Schistosoma mattheei is the source of this 2372-nucleotide messenger RNA. Lineage: Eukaryota; Metazoa; Platyhelminthes; Trematoda; Strigeidida; Schistosomatidae. The record is from the annotation of a GenBank genome assembly.